CCAGCCGGUGAUUAUCCGCUGGCACCCGGCGAUCACCGAGUAUCACUGACAGGGGAGAGACCUGUGUAAAAACAGAUUUCUCCCCUGUCAGCUCCUGCACACUGCUUUGUAUGGCUUUGCAUAGCAGAGCCAGUGUAAAGCACACACAGCACAGAGUAAAAGCACACAUCGGUAAUCCUUUGAUCGCCCCAGAUGUUAACCCCUUCCUGCCCAGUGCCAUUAGUACAGUGUCAGUGCUUUUUAUUAGCACUGAUCACUGUACUGGAUUCACUGGAGAUGUCAGUGACACCAAGUCAGUUCCCCCCAGAGUCAGAAUGCCGUCCGCAGUCCCGCUAUAAGUCGCUGA
Molecule: messenger RNA, 346 nt
Organism: Staurois parvus
Lineage: Eukaryota; Metazoa; Chordata; Amphibia; Anura; Ranidae
Source: the annotation of a GenBank genome assembly